Molecule: messenger RNA, 2774 nt
Organism: Pararge aegeria (speckled wood butterfly)
Lineage: Eukaryota; Metazoa; Arthropoda; Insecta; Lepidoptera; Nymphalidae
Product: synaptic vesicle glycoprotein 2C-like
Exons: 11
Coding region: 134-1717 (527 amino acids)
Biological process (GO): transmembrane transport
Molecular function (GO): transmembrane transporter activity
Source: RefSeq, a predicted model, not a curated record
UGGACGCGCGUCCCACGAUAGCAUCUCCUGUGUUCUUCUGAAACCGGACUCUCUUGGUUCAACGCCAUCUGUUGGCGAAAAUUGGCACCUGAAAGUUUUCGUGAAAUCGUAUGGAGCUACGGAAAAGGCCAUCAUGACGGCUAACGGAAAACUGGAUAAAAAUGCGAAGAACGAUCCGUCGAUAGCAACACUCGACGAGGCGAUGUUAAUGACUGGAUUCGGAAUCUACAACAUCCUGCAUAUGCUGCUGAGCGGGCUGGUACUGAUGGGGGUGAUAAUGCAGAGCCUGGUGAUGGGCUACGUGCUGCCGGCCGCGCAGUGCGACCUGCACCUCACCCUGGGCCAGCGGGGGUGGCUCGCGGCUAUACCCUUCCUAGCUAUAAUCCUGACAUCGUACUUCUGGGGAUGGCUGGCGGACACCCGCGGAAGGCGCUUCGUCAUGCUUAUCUCCAUGAUGGUAUCUGCGGUCUUCUCCGUGCUAGCUAGCCUCGCACCGGAGAUCAUCUCGUUCGGCCUUCUCUCCUUCUGCUCGUCUAUUUUCAUGUCGGGCCCGUCGGCUGUCGUGUACACUUACCUCGGCGAGUUCACCAACCUGAGGCAUCGGGACAAGAUGGUGGCCUUCGGAUCUUCCUUCGUGGGGAUCGGGACUGUUGUACUGCCAGCGGUAUCCUGGCUUAUCCUGCCAUUGGAGUUUUCCCUCCCAGUGCCAUUGCUGGACAUCGCAUACCGUCCUUGGAGGCUUCUUAUAGUAGCUUGUACGCUGCCAUUCGUCUUGGGCACAUUGUUCCUACUCGUCGCUCCGGAAAGUCCCAAGUUUUUAAAUGCAUCGGGUAAAUCUGAAGAGUGCCUGGUAGUUCUAAGGAAGAUUUAUGCGGUUAACAGAAGGCUACAUGAGGAUACUUAUCCGGUGAAAACAUUAGUAUCUGAGGCUCACACUACGAAGUCCAAUGAUAGUAAAGGUGUGGCUGCAAUCCUCACGUCAAUGAGAGAACAGACAGCACCGCUGUUCCGUUUGCCGUUACUGCCCUGGACGUGUCUCACGUGUUUCGUGCAGUUUGGAAUAUUCGCUACCACAAACGGCUUCUACAUCUGGUUUCCCACAAUCCUGAACUCCCUCGCCAACCACAAGGGCGUCGAGACCAGGAUAUGUGCAGUGCUCGACGCUAGCCAUACGGACUCAGCGAACGCUGGAAAUGGGACGCAGAUCUUAUGCGAUGACACCAUGAACACCGCGACCUUCGAGAUGUCAAUCUACAUCGGGCUAGUGUUCUGCUCGAUGUACAUCCUGGUCGGCUUCCUCGUCGAUUUUCUGGGCAAGAAGCUCAUCCUCGUGGUACUGCUAGCUAGUACAGGAUUAUGUGGGAUUGCGGCCCACCACGCUGUCAACCAGCAGCUGGCGGUCGCCCUGUUCGCGAUAUUCCAAAUGUGCGGCGCGUGCAUCGGCCUCAUGAAUGCUGUGACAGUGGAGCUGUUUCCUACCAAGUACAGGGCAAUGGCCGUGUGUCUCUCCAUGAUGAUGGGUCGUGUGGGCUCGAUGGCGGGCUCAAAGCUCAUCGGCCUGUUCCUCACCAUCAACUGCGGCGCGAGCUUCUACCUCUUCGGCUCCAUUGUUAUAGUGUGCUCAAUAUGCUGUCUCACUCUGCCGAGAAGGAACAGCGGACCAAUCGAGAAGCACAAAAGCGACGCGACCCAAUACCAAACUCACGAACCUGCAUGAGGAGAAAAAUAAACUUAUCGGGUAUUCUCGGAUGUUGUCGGAAAUUACCGACGAUCGUCGGGUAUUUCUGAUUUUGUAUACAUAUCUAUCGUGAAUAGAGGCUGUGGAAAUACUAUAUCGUUGCUUAUGAAACCAGUUGAAUCGCUGAUUUCGUAUGGCAGACCCAAUGUACAUAAUUAACCGUUAUAAGAUCCUUUUCAUCACUCGUAUCUAUUUUUGAAAAUAAGCCUUUCAGCACGGCUAGCGUAGGCAGGAGACCAUUAUAUCUCCGGGAAAAGGAUAAAAAAUUAUCUUCUCCCACAGCUUUAUCAACUCUCAGAGCACCGACGCACUAGUGGAAAUAAUAUCGAAAUAAUGUAUGUGCAAUAUUAAAAAGGGGUAAACUUCUCCUAUUCCAUGUCCCCGUGCUUUAGCAGGUGGACACGUAAAUUAUAUUCCUUGUAAGGGGAUAUAAACGGGGGAUAUAAUUUUUAUCUCCUGUCCGUGCUAGCCCUGCAGACUUACAUAGCUGACAUUCAAUUCCUUUAUUUUUUUGUUCAAUAAAAAGCAAUAGUCAUUCCCGUUUAUUAUAAAAACUAGCUUCCGAUACGUGAUAGUAAACUUUCAGGAAAAUCGAAGCAAACGCACAAACACACACAAACUUUUAACACACGCAUUUACUUUGCCCGUUUGUGGGUAGUUUUUUAAGUAAUAGAAUAAGACGAACUGUGAUAAUUUUUAACAUGAUUGUAUAUAUUUUAUUGUAAGUUUAAUUGUGUUAUUGUAGAUUCUACAUAAUUACUAGUUUGGCCUACGGACAUCAUAUAAACUCGACAUCUACUCGACUUAAAUAAAUGCAUUGAAAUGUGAGCUGUGAUUGUGCAUCACGAGACAUAAAGAUUUUUGAAGUAAAACUUCUUUAGGCGCGACUAGGGAGUAACUCAGAUUUUUUUCUGACGGAAGUAACUAACGCUUACGUCGUCGUCGUAAUAAUUUGGAUUGGUCGCAAGUAUAUGUCAUUUUACGAUUAUUUAAUUACAAUAUUUUCAAACGAAUCAAUUGUGAAUAAAAAAGUGAA